AUGCCGUUCAUUGCCAUUCCGUCUUCCCAGGAGCUGUACUAUGUGCUGAGGUCGCCAGAGGACGCGGGCAGCUCUGGCCUGACAUUCUUGUUCAUCCACGGGCUUGGUUCGUCUAGUUCGUUUUAUGCGACGGUCAUGCCUGCGCUGGUCGCAGCAGGACAUCGGUGUCUCGCUUUUGACAUGAACGGUAGCUGCUUGACAAAAUACUCUGGCAAGGACAACAGCAUCCAGGAUCAUGCAAAUGACGCCAAAGCCCUCAUUCAUGAGUUUGGUAUUUCUCCGGAAAAAGUCGUUGCCGUCGGUCAUUCGAUGGGCGGCCUUGUGGCUGGCACCCUGGCGACGGAGCUCGACUUGGCGGGUGCGGUCCUUAUUGGCGCUGUGACGCCCAGCGAUGCCAUCACAACAGCAUUCUCGCAGAGAAUCAAGACGGUCGAGCAAAGUAAGGACGCAAUCACCCACGCCAGUGCAUAG
This is a messenger RNA of Sporothrix brasiliensis 5110, 471 nucleotides long. RefSeq lists its product as uncharacterized. The transcript is spliced from 2 exons. Lineage: Eukaryota; Fungi; Ascomycota; Sordariomycetes; Ophiostomatales; Ophiostomataceae. The record is from RefSeq and is a predicted model, not a curated record. The coding region runs from base 1 to 471 and encodes 156 amino acids.